Hippopotamus amphibius kiboko is the source of this 1317-nucleotide messenger RNA. RefSeq names its product NK1 homeobox 1 (gene NKX1-1). Gene Ontology annotation, molecular function: DNA-binding transcription factor activity, RNA polymerase II-specific; RNA polymerase II cis-regulatory region sequence-specific DNA binding. NCBI's taxonomy places the organism in Eukaryota, Metazoa, Chordata, Mammalia, Artiodactyla, Hippopotamidae. Gene Ontology annotation, biological process: cell differentiation; regulation of transcription by RNA polymerase II. Bases 1 to 1317 code for a protein of 438 amino acids. Gene Ontology annotation, cellular component: nucleus. The transcript has 2 exons. The record is from RefSeq and is a predicted model, not a curated record.
AUGAGCGCGAGCGGCCCGGCGGCUCCCGCGGACGGCCCCGCGCCGCCGCCGCCGCCGCCCGGGCCCGGCCCGGGGCCCGCGCCGCCCGCGCCCGCCGCCGCCGCCGCCCGGGACGCCAUGGACGGGCGCGCCGAGCUGCCCGCCUUCCCGCGGGCCGGAGCCCCGCCGCUCGCCGCCAGCGACACGGUGCCCGCGCCUCCCGAGGGGGCCGGGGCUCCCCGGCCCGCGCCGCCGCCGCGCCCCACCUCCUUCUCGGUGCUGGACAUCCUGGACCCCAACAAGUUCAACAGCAGAAGACGCCGCUGCGUGCUGCUGGGCCCCGUGGCGCCCGCGCCGCGCGCCCCGUACGCCCCGGCCCCCGCCGCCCCGGGACGCCCGCCGCGCCCCGAGGAGCCGGAGCGCCGGGCCCUCGCCGCCGCCGGAGGAGCUGGAGCCGGUACCGGAGCGGAGCCGCCGCACGCCGGCGACCCCUGCAAGGCGGACGAGGCCGAGGCCAACGGCUACAGCAGCGGCGGCGGCCGCAGCCCGAGCGCGGACAGCGGGGACGAGGCGCCCGACGACGAGGACGAGGACGAAGCGCCCGAGGCGGGGGCGGCGCGCGGCGCGGAGGCGCGGGGAGGCGGCAGCGGCCUCGGGGCCCGCGGGUCGGGCUGCCAGGGCGAGGCCGAGGAGCCCCCCGGCGCCGUCGACGAGGCCGCGGCCCCCGGCCCCCGUGGGAACUCGCCCGGAGCGCCGGGCCAGCCGGGAGCCCCGGCGGCGGCGGGGCCUGGGGGCGCGGGGACGACCCCGCAGGGCGCGGCAGCGGCGGCGAAGCCCAAGCGGAAGCGCACGGGCUCCGACUCCAAGUCGGGGAAGCCGCGGCGCGCGCGCACCGCCUUCACCUAUGAGCAGCUCGUGGCGCUGGAGAACAAGUUCAAGGCGACACGCUACCUGUCGGUGUGCGAGCGCCUCAACCUGGCGCUGUCGCUGAGCCUCACCGAGACGCAGGUGAAGAUCUGGUUCCAGAACCGCCGCACCAAGUGGAAGAAGCAGAACCCGGGCGCAGACACCAGCGCGCCGACCGGCGGCGGCGGGGGCCCGGGGCCGGGCUCCGGGCCGGGCGCGGGGCUGCCCGGGGGUCUCAGCCCGCUCAGCCCGUCGCCGCCCAUGGGCGCGCCGCUGGCCAUGCACGGCCCGGCCGGGUACCCGGCGCACGGCCCCGGCGGCCUGGUGUGCGCCGCGCAGCUGCCCUUCCUGUCGAGCCCGGCGGUGCUGUCGCCCUUCGUGCUGGGCUCGCAGACCUACGGCGCGCCCGCCUUCUACGCGCCGCACCUCUGA